This is a messenger RNA of Serinus canaria (Common canary), 4170 nucleotides long. It is a transcript of the gene FHOD1, whose product is annotated as formin homology 2 domain containing 1. The coding region runs from base 25 to 4056 and encodes 1343 amino acids. Gene Ontology annotation, cellular component: cytoplasm; cytoskeleton. The transcript has 21 exons. The record is from RefSeq and is a predicted model, not a curated record. Lineage: Eukaryota; Metazoa; Chordata; Aves; Passeriformes; Fringillidae. Gene Ontology annotation, biological process: cortical actin cytoskeleton organization; actin filament network formation. Gene Ontology annotation, molecular function: actin filament binding.
CGGGGCCGCGGCGGCGGCGGGGCCAUGGCGGUGGUGGAGGCGGCGGAGGCGACGGUGCCAUGCCGGGUGCAGUACCUGGAGGACGCGGAUCCCUUCGCCUUCGGCAGCUUUCCGGAGCCCCGGCGAGCCCCGGUUUACGCCGUGGAGGAGGCGCUGGCCCUGGGGGCGCAGCUGCCCGCGCUGCACCGCCUGGUCGGGGCCCCGCUGCCGCUGGAGGACUGCACGCUGCAGCUCUCACCCUCUGGACACUACCUGGACCUUGACUUAUCUUUGCUGGAACAGAAGGAUGAUCUGGAGGGUUUCUAUGAGGAGGUCAGGAAGGGGAGACGGCCGACCCUGAUCCUGCGCACGCAGCUCUCCGUCCGAGUCCACGCCAUCAUCGAGAAGCUGUACAACUCACAGGGGCCUGGGCUGCGGAGGUCCCUCUUCUCCCUGAAGCAGCUCUUCCAGGAGGACAAGGACCUGGUGCCAGAGUUCGUGAACCUGGAGGGGUUGACGUGCCUGAUCAAAGUUGGGACAGAGGCUGACCAGAACUACCAGAAUUACAUCCUCCGGGCCUUGAGCCAGAUCAUGCUCUUCGUGGAUGGAAUGCAGGGUGUCAUCAACCACAACGAGACUGUCCAGUGGCUGUACACACUGUCAGGAAGCCCAUUUCGCCUGGUGGUGAAGAUGGCACUGAAGCUGCUCCUGGUGUUUGUGGAGUACACAGAGCCCAACGCCUUGCUGCUCAUCCGCGCCGUCAAUGCCGUGGACCAGGCGAGAGGUGCCUGUCCGUGGUCCAACUUAAUGGCCAUCCUGGAGCAGCGCAACGGGGCUGACACGGAGCUCCUGGUUUUCACCAUGACACUGAUCAACAAGACGCUGGCAGCCCUCCCAGACCAGGACACCUUCUAUGACGUGACCGACUGCCUGGAGCAGCAGGGCAUGGAGCAGGUGGUGCAGCAGUACCUGGGCAGCAAGGGCACCGACCUCGACUUGAAGCAGCAGUUCACACUCUACGAGAGUGCUCUCAAGCUGGAGGAUGAUGUGGAAGAGCUGCCCUCAGGGGGACGCAAAGAGCGGAGGAGGACAGAUGAGGGCCGGCGUGGGUGGCGAUCCCAGGGUGGCUCCCAGGAUCCCAGUGCCGAUGCCCAGCCACUUCUGGGGUCUCCUGGCACUCCAAAGGAGCCACCAGCUGAGGACACCCCACCUAUCUCUGCACCAAGCAGCCCAGCAGAACCCUGUCCCCCCAGCAUCUACAACAGCACAUCCAGCGUGCGGCUGGCCCUGGCCUCCCCCCCGGCUGAGAAGGAGCAGCCCCCGGGCCCAGGAGAGCGUAGUGUCUACAAAGCUCGCUUUUUGGAGAACCUGGCUGCAGCCCAGAAGGAGAAGAUCUCUUCCAUGGCCAAGGGACGGCUCGAUGUCCUCAGUGAUACUACACUGGAGCAUCCUACUGCUCUUGCAUGGGAAAGAGACCACGGCACCUCUGAUCCCAGGAUGGAGCCACCCAGCAUAAGGUCUUGUUUGCCUCGAUCUGACAUCACUGACUCCUGCAGCACCAUCUCCUCUGAUACCAAGUUUAUGCUGGACAUGCUCUAUGCCAAGGGCUCCUCAGAGUCAGGGAGGGAGAAGGUGUUCCAUGAAAUACCUCUAUCCCCCCAGAUCCAGGGUGAGGUGGAGAUGGACACCAAGGGAAGCAGCAGCCAGGAGCAGGAGAGUGCCCAGCCCCGUGGCAGGGCUCCAGACGGGCCAGUAGCCAGCGCCCAUGCCAAGCUGGUACGUGCCAUGUCCAGCAUAGAUGAUGAGACCCACACGCAGAAGCUGGAGAACACCGGGAUGAUGCCCAUCAAAAAGGACACAGAGCUGACAUGGGAGCGCCUGGAGGCCAUCCCCGUGCAGCUGAAGAUCAAGGACCUGGACUUUACUGACUUAGGGGAAGAAGAAGAUUUUGACAUCCUGGACACGGGGCCAAUGACUAACGGGUCUUUUCUCCAUCCUGGCAUUGAAGCAAUGAGUGCUGGAACAUUCAUGGCUCCCCCUCCACCUCCUGCCCUCCCUGGUUGCCCACCACCUCCACCUCCUGCCCCCCCUGGUUGCCCACCACCUCCACCUCCUGCCCCCCCUGGUUGCCCACCACCACCACCUCCACCUCCUGCAGUCCCCAGCUGCCCACCCCCACCAGGGCUGCCAGGUCCCUCAACAACAGAUGGCCCCUCUGAGGCCAAGAAGAAGAGGACAGUGAAGCUCUUCUGGAAGGAGCUGAAGCAGCUGGAUGGUACUGUGGGGCCUGGCAGGUUCGGCCAGGGGACACUUUGGGCAUCCCUGCAGAAUGUCGAGAUCAAUACUGCGAAACUGGAGCAUCUCUUUGAGUCACGAUCAAAGGAAGCGCCAACCUCAAAGAAAGCCAUUGAUGGGAAGAAGGUGGUGGUGGUGUUGGACCCCAAGAGGAGCAAUGCCAUCAACAUUGGCCUCACUGUGCUGCCACCCGUCCAUAUAAUCAAGACAGCCGUGCUCAACUUUGACGAGUUUGCAGUCAGUAAGGAAGGGAUUGAGAAAAUCCUAACCAUGGUCCCAACUGAGGAGGAAAAACAGAAGAUCCAGGAGGCCCAGUUGGCCAAUCCUGAUGUGCCUUUGGGCUCUGCAGAGCAGUUCCUGCUCUCCCUGUCUUCCAUCAGUGACCUCACGGCCAGGCUCCAGCUCUGGGCCUUCAAGCUGGACUAUGAGAGCCUGGAACAGGAGAUCGCAGAGCCGCUCUUUGAUCUGAAGGUAGGCAUGGAGCAGCUGGCCAGAAAUCACACAUUCAAGUGCAUCUUGGCUACACUGCUGGCCACGGGCAACUUCUUGAAUGGUUCCCAGAGCAGAGGCUUUGAGCUCAGCUACCUGGAGAAGGUCUCGGAAGUGAAGGACACAGUGCACCGGCAGUCCCUGCUCUACCAUCUCUGCCAGAUGGUGGUAGAGAAGUUCCCAGAAACCACUGACCUCUACUCAGAAAUUGCCUCCAUCACCCACUCUGCCAAGGUUGACUUUGAAGAGCUGGCCAACAGCCUGGUGCAGCUGGAGCGGAGGUGCAGGGCCUCCUGGCACAACCUGAAGGUGAUUGCCAAGCAUGAGACCAAGCCAGUUCUGAAGACCAAGCUGACAGAGUUCCUCAAGGACAGCACCCAGCGCAUCAUCGUCCUGAAGGUGGUGCACAGGCGUGUCCUCAACAGGUUUCACUCCUUCCUGCUGUACCUGGGGUACCCAGCGAGCACAGUGCGGGAUGUGAAGGUGACGUCCAUCUGCAAACUGCUGCAGGAGUUCGCCCUGGAGUAUCGCACCUGCCGGGAGCGCGUGCUGCAGCAGCAGAAGAAACGCGCCGCCCACCGCGAGCGCAACAAAACCCGGGGCCGGCUCAUCACCGAGACUGAGAAAUUCUCCGGCAUUGCCGAGGCAGUUCUGCCACCUGCCGUGGUGUCCAGCAGCCCCAGGGAGCAGAUGGAAGCAGGUCACGAGAGCAUGAAGAUUUUGCUGACCUACCCCACAGAUAUCCCUGCCCGCCGCAGCCGAGCCAGCCAGGGAACAGGGCAUGGCACCCCAACCCAGGGCUCUCCAGCCCAGGAGGAUGUUCCCAGCUCACCUGAUGAUGCUUCAGAUGAAAUCAUGGACCAGCUGGUGAAAUCGGUGACUCACAAUGCCAACCCCCGACCCUGCCCCAACAAGGAGCGCAGGAGGUCCCGUGGCAAUAGGAAGUCCUGUAAGUCCCAUUCCUGUGUCCUUAUGCCCUGUUCCAUCUCUGUUCCAUGCUCUGCCCCUGUACUCUGUCCCAUCUCUAUGUCCCUGUCCCAUGUCUGUGUCCCUGCUCAGAUGCUUUUUCCCAGCUCUGCAUCCCCGUCUCCUUACCCUUUCCCAUCUCUUUGUCUCUGUUGCCAUGCCCUGUCCCAUCUCUCUUCCCAGGAUCUGCCCAAUCACCAUACUCCCUCUCAUCUCUGUCCCUGCCGCUGUCUUCUGUUCCAUCUCCAUGUCUCUGUGCUCUGUCCCUUGUCCUUUGUGUCCUCAUUCCCAUGCCUUGUCUUGUCUCUUCCCCAUGGGCCACCCUGAGACCAGUCCAUGCCACUGCACCCCAUUACCCUGUCCCUGCCUGAGCAGGUCCCUGUGUAUGGGGACUCUGGCACCCAGAGCUGCUUGUGCUGGCAGUGCCACACUCUCCUCUUC